Molecule: messenger RNA, 2116 nt
Organism: Mollisia scopiformis
Lineage: Eukaryota; Fungi; Ascomycota; Leotiomycetes; Helotiales; Mollisiaceae
Product: alpha/beta-hydrolase
Exons: 12
Coding region: 200-2116 (638 amino acids)
Source: RefSeq, a predicted model, not a curated record
CUUGAAGAACAACUCGCGAAUGCCAUUCUCGUCCCAAAAUGUAAGGCAGGACUGGUAUGAGUGGCUAGAAAGACCAGUAACUCGCAAUCAGCUGAAUGAAUUCAAACAAGGUGUUGACAAAUUUUCUCUCUUCCGGAGGCAGGUGACAAUGACGGUGGAUAGCGACGAAGUUGGGGGCAGCUGAGGAUCUCUAUUAAAGAUGUUUCUCUCGCCAUAUGAGGGACAUAAUAAUACGCUUACUACAAUAGCUACCAACAAGAAAACAACUAGGAUGAAUUUCCUGGUAGGCGCAGUUCUUUGCUUCGCCGCUAUCUUUUGGAACGUACGUUUCCAAAAGCAAUACCACACAAAUCCAUACGACCAUCUCCUUCCUCUCAAAGCUACUACAUCAAACCCUUUGACAGUGGACUUGGGCUACGAGAUCUACAAAGGCUAUCACAAUCAGACGAGCAAGCUAAAUAUUUGGAAAGGAAUUCGCUUUGCAGCCCCACCAGUAGGGGAUCUCAGAUGGCAGAAACCUCAGACCCCAGCAGUGAACAGGAGCCACAUUUUGCCUGCUAAAGGGCCGACUCCUCAAUGUCCGGAAUUUGAUGCAACUCUCUCAUUUAAAUUUCCUGAUAUCCUAACUGGAGAUGAGGCCGCACUUCGUAAUGAAGAUUGCUUGUUUUUAGAGUUGUACGCACCCGAAGGCGCCAAGAAUUUGCCUGUUAUGGUCUGGAUCCACGGGGGCGGAUACGGAGAAGGAUUAGGAAAUUCCUCUGACCCCUCCGAUUUCAUGAACGCGAAUGACAAUGGGUUCGUUUCCGUGAUGAUCAACUAUAGACUUGGUCCAUUUGGAUUCUUGGCCUCUGAUGAAGUCCAUCGAUUUGGAACCGUCAAUGCAGGACUUUAUGACCAGACUUUAGUUCUCGAAUGGGUACAACAGUACAUUGAAGAUUUCGGUGGAGAUAAAUCAAAAGUGACCAUUGGGGGAUUGUCUGCGGGUGGUGGCUCUGUGAUGCUGCAAAGUCUUGCUUUUGGUGGAACGAGAGGGACCCGCUUGUUUGAAAACAUCCUUGCCGCCAGUCCGUAUCUACCUGAACAAUGGCACUAUUCCGAUUAUAUCCCCAGCCAAUCUUAUUACAGGUUUGCCGCCGAAGCAGGUUGUAUUAAUCACAUCAACACUACCACAUUCGAUUGUCUGCUGUCGAAAAACACUUCUACGCUCAUCCAAGCAGGUGAAUUCGUCUCUACAAACGGAAAAUACGGCACCUGGGGCUUCCUCCCGGUAACAGACGGCGAGUUCCUACUCGAACGCCCGUCCGAACAAUUACGGAAGAAGAAAGUCAGUGGCAAGAGAAUGCUUGCUACGCAUUCCGCAGAUGAGGGAGUACAGUACAGCCCGCAGAACAUCCUAACAGAAGAGGAAUUUCUGAAUCAUGUCCAUGUCAUGUUUCCACUGCUCAAAAACCACGAGUUCGAAGAACUGAUCUCGAUUUAUCCGUCGACCACCGCACCAGUGGAUCCUAGUAUACCGCAAUUUGCUACCACGGGCACACAUCCGCCUUCGGCUUUGAACGAAAGCGUGUUCGGUACGGGCCAGCAACAAAGAAUAAACAACUUAUACGGAGAAUCGACGUUCGUCUGCCCGUCCUACUGGCUCGCUGAAGCGUUCUCCGGCCACGGAAGAUCGGCAUGGAAGACACAAUUUUCAGUCGUGGAUGCGGAGCACGGAACUGAUGAAUUCACGAUCUUUCCACCCGACUUCCCAUCCCACGGACCAGAUCUGGAAUUAGCGAUGCGAAAAAUCUGGGGAAAUUUCAUCACAAAAAACAACCCCUCCAUCCCCCUCUCAAUCGCCAUCGGCGCCGCCGGAAACGCAUCCGACGCAUCUCCAGGCCUGGCGACCAUCGAGCAUUGGCCGAGCUAUAAUCCGUCUCGGCCGAUUCUGCUUAAUAUCAAUCAGACGGGAGGGGUGCUGGAGGAUCAUCUCUCGUUCGAGAAUAAGGUCGUGCAGUGGUAUGUCGAGCCAGGCCUGAAGAACAAUUUUGAGUUUGCGGAUGCGUAUGCGUGGGAAGCGGGGAGGGGUGCGAGGUGUGAUUUUUGGAAAAGGAUUGGGGGGAUUGUGCCGGAGUGA